AUGGAUACGAUAGAAGAAAAUAAGCUGCCAGAAAAUGUAAAUUUUCCACUGCGGUCAGUCGAGGACAUGGACAAUUUGGAGGAGGUGCUUGGAGACUCGCAAGUGGCGGCUUCAUUGUGGACUCUACAUGAGAAAAAAUAUUGUAUGAAAGAACAAAUUCUGUUUCAUCAUGGAGAUGGAGGGGGCGUAUCGGAGACAAGAGUUGUAGCGGAUGAUGGGGACACAGCUGGGAAAUGCGAUGUAGCUGGUGAUGGGGACAUAGCAAGAACUGACGAUGUAGCUGGUGUUUGGGACGUAGCUGGUACUGAUUAUAAGGCAGGUGAUGGUGACACAGCUGGGACCUGUGAUGUAGCUGGUUAUGGGGACGUAGCUGGAACUGACAAUGUAGAUGGUGAUGGGGACACAGCUGGGACUUGUGAUGUAGCUGGUGAUGGGGACGUAGCUGGAACUGACAAUGUAGAUGGUGAUGGGGACACAGCUGAGACCUGUGAUGUUGCUGGUAAUGGGGACGUAGCUAGGCCUGGUGAUGAUGCUGGUGGCGGGGACAGGGAUGGUGAUAUGGCUUGGAAUGAUCAACUUUGGGGUUCAGUUAGGGUUAUACCUGUAGAGCAAGGCAUGCCUGUUGCUGCUUUUCCAAUGUGUUCCACAGUGUUGGCAAUAGGAAGAUUCGGUGGCCUUUGACAAAGGAGAUAUUGAUGAUCAAGGUCUCUUUGAAAUUGAGGAAGAGGAUUCCUUAGAUGAUGAAUUAAACAGUUCUGUAGGUUCCAGUGCAGUGUUAACACAAACUUAUGGAACGCCAGAAAAGAAAAUGGUUGACGAUGUUGAGCAGUCUCCAGUUAUUUCAUCAACAGUAGGGUCAAGAAAAAGGAAAGUGUCUGAAAGCCGGCCUACAAGGACAAAAAGAUCGUUGCUUGCAGUUUCAUACAGACAGCCAGAUACAGAUGAGGAGAUGGAUGAUACUGAUGGGGAUCCAGACUUCAGAACAGAGCCUGAAACAGAAACAGAUACUGAUGCAGAUGUAGAACAGCCACCACCAGAGAAAAGGAAAAGGAGGUGGACAGAUGAAGAAAAACAGUUGUUCAGAUGCUUUUUCAAAACGUACAUUCAUGAUAAAAUUAUGCCUCCUGGGAAAGUAAUUCAGACGGCCACAAAACAACUUAAAUGCAGAAGUGUGUUUCAAAUCCGAACAAGAAUUCAUAACAUUAUUUCAGGAAAGCAGGCCUUUGAUUGAAAGUUACAGAUGUUUUGGGAUGGACUUUUUGAACGUUUACUUGUUUGAUGAAACCUAGCUUUUUACCUAGGGAGUUCUAUAUCUAUAGACCGUUCAGGUGAACAGGUGAAACUACUGAAAUGAUAGGAAUUCCUAUACAAUACACAUUUUGACACAAUGUUCUUGAGACUUUAUCAUAUUGUUUGUGUUAUUUUGAAAUCCAUAAUGCAGAGUAAUUUUUCAUCCAACAUGCAUGUUAAUUGGUCAAUUUGUAAUGUAGUUUUGAAAAUUUGAUAUUAUUUGCUUAAGAAAUAGCAAGUACAUUACUGUCAUUUAUCGAGGAAUUUAUAGUGGUUUGAAGUUCAGAUGUGUAGGAAUUUAAAACAUAAUGCCCUCGUGGUUUUAAUAACAAGCAUCUGAACAACAAAAGGCUAUGAAUUCUGCAAAAAUAACGGUUAGGUAUUUAUGAAUUUGCUUCUUUUAAGUGAAAAAUGAUUCGCACAUAUUAUAAAGUCAAAGGAACUAGUUGUCUAUACCAUGUGAAAAACAAGCAGUUACUUUCUAGGUUGCUUUGCCUGAUGUCAUUAUGCACUAUUUCUAGUUACGGUUGUAUAUCGUUGCAUUUAUCAUGCUCGUUUUUUCUUUUUUGUGUAAGUCAUGUUGAGCUAUGUUAGAAUUAAUUACAUGUAUCUUAUAUAACUUUGUUUUAAUCAACAAAACUUUAAUGACACUGUUAUCUAACUUUUAAAAUUUAUCUCUUUAUAUUCAAGUUGUGUAAUGGAAGUAACCUGUAGGACAAAAUUCUUAAGACAUUAUGAAUUUGACAUUUGGAGAAAUUUGACCUGAGAACGAUCCAACAACGAUCCAACAUAGCAAAACUGGUUAUGUAAAAUUGAUUAAAAUUAAUUAUGGAAGACUGAAAAUCGUAGGGAUGAUACACGGGUCGGCUCAGGUUUCUACAAUGCCGUAAUCUAUUGUAUUGUAUAGCAGUAGCAAAUAAAAGCAUGAUUGUUUUGAAAUGCAGUCAGAACAAUUGUUUACAUUUUUGGCACACCUGUCACAAAGUGACAAGGUGAGCUAUUUUGACAGCGUUUUGUCCGUCUUGUGUCAUCUGUCAAAAAUUUCUAAAAACAUCUUCUUGAAAACCACUGGACAUCAUUACAUUAAACUUCACAGGAAUUAUCCUUGGAUGGUCCUCUUUCAAUUUUUUUUCAAAGAAUUAAAUUUGGCCCCUUUUUUGGGCCACCAGAGAAACCUUUAAACUAUUUUUUCUCAUGAACCGCUUUAUGGAUUUUCACCAAAUUUGGCCCGAAGCAUCCUUGCAAGGACCUCUGUCAGUUAAAGAAUUUUGUUUGGCCCCUUUUAGGGGCCCUCAGAGCUGAAAAUAGAAAUAAGGUUUGAAACGACUUCUUCUCAUGAACCAUUUGAUGGAUCUUCACCAAUUUUGUUCUGAAGCAUUAUUUCAAGGUCUUCUCUCAUGUUGUUGAAUUUUGUUUGGCUCCUUUUAGGGGCGGCUAGAGCAAAAAAGAAAAAGAAAAACCUUUAAACGACUAGUACUCCUUAACUACACGAUGGAUCUUCACCAAAUUUGGCUUAAAGCAUGCUUUUAAAAGGCCACUCUCUAUUUUCUUCAAAGAAUUUGUUUGGCCCCCUUUAGGGGCUACAAAAUUUUUUUAAAACACUUCUCCUGGACCACUUGAUGGAUCUUCACCAAAUUUGGUCUGAACAAUCCUAAGGCUUGUGUAAUCACUUUUCAUCUGUCUUGCCCCUGUGUGUGCAUCUGUAAACAAUUUCUUUAAACUACUCGCGAACAUCUGAUUUAAUUUAGUUGAAACUUCACAGAAAUGAUCCUUGGAUGGUCCUCUUUCAAGCUUUUUAAAGUAGACUUGUUUGGCCGCUUUAAGGGGCCACCAGAGCUAAAAAAGAAAAUUCUUCAAACGAUGUCUUCUCAUGAAUUGAUUAAUUGAUUUUCACCAAAUUUGGUCUGAAGCAUCCUUUCAUGGUCCUUUACCAAAUUUGUUCAAAAGAUUUUGUUUAGCCCCUUUGAGGGGCUGCUAGGCUAUAAAUAGAAUAACCUUCAAAGGACUUUUUCUUUUAAACUGUUGAUUGAACUUUGUUUGGCCGAAUUUUGUUUGGCCCAUUAUAGGGGCCACCAAAGUUGAAAAUAGAAAACUCAUCAAACCACUUCUUUUCAUGAACCACUUGAUGAAUCUUCACCAAAUUUGGCCUGAAGCAUACUUGCAUUGGUCUCUCAAGUUUGUUCAAAGAAUUUUGUUCAAAGAAUGUUGAAUGAAUUUUGAUGAAACUUCACAGGAAUGAUUUUUGUAUGAUCCUCUUUCAAGUUUGUUUAAAUGAAUUUGUUUGCCCCCCCCCCCCCCCACACCCACUUUGGGACCACCAGAGCUAAAAAUAGACAAACCUUCAAACAACUUCUUCACAUGAACCAAUUGAUGGAUCUUCACAAAGUUUGGCCUGAAGCAUCCUUGCAUGGACCUCCUAAAUUAUUUUCCAAAGAAUUUAGCUUUUCUCCUUUCAGGGGCUGUAACUCAGGUGACCAGUUCAGGGCCAUCUAGGCCCUCUUGUAUAUCUUAAAAUUAAUGUUUUUUUCUCAAGAUCUCAUAAUUCACCUUUUUACAUUGCUUGACAGGGGUCCCAAUGGUUAACUAUACUAUUGUAACAAAUUCUGGAUCUGCCUAGAUUCCAGUUUGGUCUACAACAUAUACGUAUACAUAUAUAUAUGGGCAGAUUUCUCAUGUGUGAAUGGUUAUGGUGACUUACUGCAUUUUUAGGUAUACCUUUCGAAAAAAAGGAAAGCUUUUACUGUCUCUUUUUUGUUGGCAUUGCUGUUGGUUAAAGAUUUUGAUAAAGUCAGUUAUGUCUGUUAUUAUCAAACGUAUUGACUUGAAACUUAAAAUUAUAUUAUUAUCAAAGUCGGCAUCAGUAGAAACAAUCGCCAUAAAUCUGAUUUGCAGUUUGACAGAAUUAUGCCCCUUUUAACUUAGAAAUUUUAGGUUAAAGUUUUUAUUAUGUCAGAUAUUCCUGUUAUUAUCAAUGCUACUGGCUUGAAACUUAAAAUAGUUACUAUGUCUUCAUAAUAGAAACAAUCCCCAUAACUUGAAAUAGUUAUUUACCAUCAAAGUUCUCAUCAACAAAAACAAUCUCCAUAACUCUGAUUUGCAUAUUGACAGAAUUAUGUCCCAUGAACUUAGGAAUAUUUUUAGAUGAAGUCAUAUAUCUCUGUUACUGUCAAAGCAAUUGAUUUGAAAUUCACAGUAGUUGUAUACUAUCAGAGUCUACAUCAAUAAAUACAAUUCCCAUGUCUCUGUUUGAAUGUUGACAAAUGAUGCCCCUUUCAACACUUAGUUAAAAGUAUAUAAACAUUUUACUGUUAUUCAUAAUUCAGCACUGAGAAAAGUCUGUUGACAUGUCUAUGGACAGCUCUUCUUAGAUCUAUAUGUCAAGUGACAUUGAAUACACAUUGUCAAGUAUUUUUAAUUUUUUAAAAGUAUUUUUGCUAUCUGUGGGUAUUUCUGUGACCAGUACAUAUUCCUGCAUUUGAAAAAAUGCAGUUAUUUUUAUCUACCUAAUUUCACUUUUCUCAAGGUUUGAAACCCUAUAUAUGUGCAUUGGGAAAGUGAUAAUUGGCUGAGCUGUAUAGAUGACAUUUAGUUUUAGUUCAAAUAUUGGUCAUCCAGGGUUCAAAAACUAGGUCAAUGGGUCAAGUAUUAAAACCCUUUUCACGUAUAUCUAGUUCAUAGAUGUGAAAAAGUCUUUCUACUGUGGUUCACUGUCACCUUUGCUGCAUUUUCUAUUUGGGUUAACACUGGUGAGAGAUCUUGGACCAUCUUGGUCCCCAGGUUAAAGCAUAUUCUUUGAUAUAUGGUAGUAGGUCACAUGACUAGAAACUUUAUGAUGUAAGGACACAUGUAUUUACCAGCCCUGUUUUAAAGAACUGAAAUUAUGAUUGGAGUGUUACAAAUCUAAUAAUAUUAUCUUAUUGCAUGAAGUAAGACCAGACUAAUUAACUACAGUACUUUGGAAUAUAGUUCUCUGAAGAAAAUUUAGUGUGUCAACUUUAACGUUGUAUGAGCAUUCAUUCAAAAGAUUAUGUAAGUAAAAACAUUAAAUAUGUAAUGGUCAACUUUUCUGUUAACACUCGAAAUUGUAUGUUUCCUACAUUUAUUAUGUAAUGGCAAACUAACAUCAUGAGCCUUAUACUAAAGUUAAACGAGUGUUUUCUUUCUUUAACAAAAUGUUUAUAAAUAUUUUUCUAACAUGAUCCCAAAAUCUAAUUACAAGGUACAUUGUUUAAAUCUUGUAACAAAACAUUUUUGUAGAGCUUCCUUUCGGAAAUAAAGUGUUGUUCCACCA
Mercenaria mercenaria is the source of this 5581-nucleotide messenger RNA. Its product is annotated as cysteine-rich, acidic integral membrane protein-like. The record is from RefSeq and is a predicted model, not a curated record. Bases 1 to 681 code for a protein of 226 amino acids. The transcript is spliced from 8 exons. NCBI's taxonomy places the organism in Eukaryota, Metazoa, Mollusca, Bivalvia, Venerida, Veneridae.